Athalia rosae (coleseed sawfly) is the source of this 2644-nucleotide messenger RNA. Its product is annotated as ankyrin repeat domain-containing protein 54-like. The transcript has 4 exons. Bases 308 to 1345 code for a protein of 345 amino acids. Gene Ontology annotation, molecular function: protein binding. The record is from RefSeq and is a predicted model, not a curated record. NCBI's taxonomy places the organism in Eukaryota, Metazoa, Arthropoda, Insecta, Hymenoptera, Athaliidae.
GUCAGCUGUACAAUUAAUUGACAGCUGCCGCAGCCUGCUUCACAGCUGUUAUUAUUUUUCUGGUUCCAAAAUCAGAGCAAAGAAAGUUGGUUUCUUUGAGUAUUGAGAAUAUUCCAUUAAUAAACAUAAUAAACUAGAAGAGUGAAUCACAGAGCUACACAGCUAGUGUUAAUAAUGUUGCCAUUGGCACAGUGUCCCUUUUCAUCCAGUGAAAAAAAGUUUUAGAUGAUUCAAUUGAAACUUGCAAAAUUUGGUGGAAUACUGACAUCGAACAAGUACUUCCAAUACAGUGAGAUAGUUAGUUACAAUGACGUCUGUCGACUCCGGUGUUGAAACUGGAAACGAUUCUAAUGACAGUUCCGUUACCCAUGAGAAUAACAUCACUGCAAACAGCAACACUACUGCAGUGGCUGUUACAGCAAGUAUUAAUAACACUAACAAUGGAAAUCUCAGUGGCACAGACGUUGGUUCUUCGAGACCCUUAGGGAUACCCAUUACCUCGAUUUGUCCCAGCCUAACUGGUCUCUCCGAUGAGCAGGGCGCAUCUCUUCCUAGCACAUCUGGACGUCUAGUUUUGAAUCCUCAUGCUGAGCCACCGAAGCUUCUGGCAUGGUUCCGUGUCCCAAGUAUAGAACUGUGGAGACAUGAUGACGAGACGAGUAAUCACCUAGCAAAGAGCUUAAAAAUGCGAUCAGCAAUGCGGAAAAAAAUCAGACUAUAUGACCCACCGGGUAGCUACAGACACAGAAGAUGUUGGCUACCUCCCCUUGAAGGGCCUCUGAAUGAACGAAAAAUGAGACUUGCCGCUGCCACAAAUAACAUUGAAAUGAUCAGUCGGAUACUUGCGAACGGAGUGUCCCCUAAUAAUCGCGACGACCAGGGGAGAUCACCGCUACAUAUAGCAGCCUCCAGGGGUUACACAGAAGUAGUUCGUCUGUUAUUGGAGCAUGGGGCAGAUCCAAACCAGCGUGAUUGUUUGGGAAAUACACCCUUACACUUGGCGGUUGUGACGAGUAAGAUAGCAGUAGUAACUCUUUUGUUAAAAGCAGGUACAGACGUUCUGUCAUUGGACCAGCACGGGCAUAAUCCACUCCAAUUAGCGCAAACGAAAUUGAAAUUGUUGCAGAAUUAUGAAUGUUCAGAUAUGAAUAGAGUCAAAGAAGAGGUGCAUAACGUUAUCGGAAUGCUUUUAGCUUAUCUACAGAGGCAAAAAGACGCCCGAGAACAAGUUGAAGCUUUAAGCACCUUUUGCUCGCGCUUAUCUCUUUCUAACACUUCCGACCAGAUUCAGGGUGAUGUUAGAGACUUAUUGGCUAACAUAGACUCGCUUAGUCUAGCCAGUUAGGUUUAUCACAACGUGAAUAUAAUAACGUGGAAUCAAACAAGGUCUUAUCGAUAAGGAUCUACGUGAGUUUAUUGUUAUUAAUAUUAUAACGGUUGAGACUGUCAGAUGAAAUUAAAAUGCCGUCGAUGCUAAAUGUGAUCAAAUAAACUAUUAUAUCGACUUUUAGUUAGUCCAAGUUAUUGUCCAUGGACCUGAGAUUUAUGGUUGAAGUCUUGGAAAGGAGAAAAAAAAUUGGAUUGAUCAGAAAGUUAUGUAUGAGUUUGAAAGAAUUAUUGUAGCGACGGCAAGAUUGCUGGCCAACUAGAUUAUAUGGAUUUAAAAUUUAUAAUUUAGGAUACUUUUUACUGCCAAUACUUAAUUGGUGGCAAAUUUUUCAACGUAUCAAAUAAUUGAUGCAAAAUAAUCAUCACUUUUUUUCAAUAUAACACUAUUCAACAAAAAUUGAUAACGUUUUAGGAUUUGCCAUCUCAGGCGAGAGACCCGACUGAAUUUCUGUAAAUUGUUGUACAAACUGAUACACAAUUCUAGGUGAGAAAAAAUAGAAAUGGAUGAGAAUAAUUCACAAUGUUGAACUCAAAAUAAGGAGUAACGAGGAUAGAAAUAUAGAUAGAAAAUCAUAUAAUCCAGCACAAUCAUGUAUGUUUUUGGAUUAAAUUUCAAAUCGGUUAAGAGUCCAAAAAUCACUAUGUGAACUACUCCCAUGUGGUUAGUGCUAACUUUUGUUAUCGAAUACUUCGUGCCCUUGCUGCUUUUCAACCGCAAAUAUUUUUUCCCUACCUAUCCGAUGCUUUGAAUUCACCAAUGUCGGUCUAAUUUACAGUGUAGUGUAAAGUGAUAAGUCUUCAAUUUUACUUGUUGGGGAAAAACACCUAGGAGGACAUAAUUUUUAUGAAAUGGUCAAAGGUUUUUAGACUUACCGCAGCUAUUUGUUGUAACAUGUGUAGUUCUAUCAUAAAAUUAAUUAACCCUUCACCCCGCAUUGUUUAAAAGUGAACAAUGAUGCAGAUCGCAGCGGAACGAAGGGUUAAAAUGUUGAUCAACAAUUUUUAAAAUAAUCAACUGGGACGCCUAGCUACCGUUCAUUGAUUUAUUCUAUUUGAAGAUUGUUUUUUUUUGCAGCAUAGAAUGUUCAUAGAAAAACUUAAGGUUUCUGCUCAUUUCAUAGGGUGAUAUGUACUAUAAUAUCUUGUCCUACAAACACGUCAUUGUAUGUAUAAUGAUCCUAAAUAUCGUAAUUAUCAUCACUAUACACUACCAUUAUUAUAACAUAUUAAUAUGAAUAAAAAUAUUAUUAUCUUA